Messenger RNA from Penaeus monodon (black tiger shrimp), 1649 nucleotides. Its product is annotated as beta-1,3-galactosyltransferase 5-like. The record is from RefSeq and is a predicted model, not a curated record. Gene Ontology annotation, molecular function: hexosyltransferase activity. NCBI's taxonomy places the organism in Eukaryota, Metazoa, Arthropoda, Malacostraca, Decapoda, Penaeidae. The transcript has 3 exons. The coding region runs from base 1 to 1068 and encodes 355 amino acids. Gene Ontology annotation, cellular component: membrane.
AUGGCAUGCCAUAAUGGCAAACGAAAGCAUAGGUUUAUUCGCUAUAUUGUGGCUGGCAUAAUUACAGCAUAUAGCAUCGCAUCUCUCCUCUAUCUUCACUUUGCCGGUGACAAGUAUAGUGAGAGGCGUGAUGGUCGAGAGAGAAGCGAUGUGCCCAUACAGAAUCGGAGCCACGAUUUGAAACGCACUUCGUAUUCACUGACGGUCGAGAAUUUACAGGAUAAGAUAAAUACUUCUCAAGAGGAAGAAACUGAAACACUGAGUCGUGUAAAUGUACCGAAGACUUUCCUGAUAGAAGAGGCGGAUUUCUGCCGGCGGCGUCCUCGCCUGCAGGUGAUCGCCUACGUCCACUCAGCCAUCAGCCGCGUGCAAGAGAGGCAGGAGACCCGCUCCACCUGGGCCAACGCCACGGCGUCUGGCCUCGGCGUGGACAUCGCCGCCGUGUUCAUGGUGGGACGAGCCAAGGACGAGAGGGAGAGGCAGAUUGUUCAGGAGGAAAGCCAGCGGUACCAUGACAUCGUCCAGGGUGACUAUGUCGACUCCUACCGCAAGCUGUCGUUCAAGGCCCUGGCGUCCCUGAGCUGGAUAACUCAGCACUGCCCGGACGUCCCGUGGACGCUGCACGCAGACGAUGACGUCUUCAUCGACGUCUUCCUAAUGCUCGAGUACCUCCAUGAGGAGAGGCCGAAAUGUUUUUUCUGCAACGUCAUGUGGAGUCAGGUGAUGCGAACAGGGAAGUGGGCCGUCGCUCGAGAGGAGUUUCCCAGCGACGAGUACCCUGCCUUUUGCAGCGGCCAUGUCUGGGUCUUGCCCACGCCGCUGCUGCCUCGCCUGCUAGAAGCUUCCAAGUCUGCGCCUUUCCUGUGGGUGGACGAUGUGUACGUCACUGGCGUACUGGCCCAGUAUGCCGGCAUUACACAUCUCGGCAUUGGUUCUGAAUCUCGGCACAUUCGGGCUUCCGACGUGGGACUCGUGAUGGCCUGGCACAGCCUAGAGGAUGACAGGAAGAAAUGGUGGACAAUACUUACUCGAAUCUAUCAGAAGACCUUACAGCGAUCCAAAGGUUGAAGGAAACACCACGGGGCAGGAUUUUUAACAAAUGCACACGCAACGGGAUAACUAGAAAAUCCGGUGAUGGCAAUUUCCUAUGGAUAUGCAUGGUUAACAUGAAAGCCAUAACCUGACAUUCGGCUGUCUGUCUUAUUUCCUUUCUGUGAUUAUUCUGCAGUCAGGAUAAUGUUAGCCUGUGGUCAUACUUUUGUCACUGCUUCAUUGUAAUGUAACAUUCUUUGAAGACAGUUUCAUAGUGUAUUCUUUAUAUGAACCUUGGCGAAUGUCUGGUAAAUUGACCUACAGUAUAUUUCCCGAACUCUUGCUAAACCCAUGUCUGUGACACCCAGUGGUUGGAACCACUCCAUUAAACUCAGUAUGCAUCUGUUAAUUUUUACAUUUUUAUUGUAGAUCUUGAUUUUUCUACUCUUUUCAGAACUGAAUUUUUUUUUACUGUUUAACUUCAGAUUGUAAGAAAACAUAUUCUUUAGUAUUUUCAAAAUAUUGUAUUUCGGACAAUAUAGUAUGUUUUAUGAUGUAAAGUGUAUAGCUCAUUAACAUGGAAAUCAUCUUGUAUAUAUUUCAUAAUAUAUGUAUAG